Messenger RNA from Thamnophis sirtalis, 831 nucleotides. The record is from RefSeq and is a predicted model, not a curated record. NCBI's taxonomy places the organism in Eukaryota, Metazoa, Chordata, Lepidosauria, Squamata, Natricidae.
AUGAUGUAUGGUGCCAGAGAAAUUAUCCAAGGUGUGCAAAGAAAUGUUAAACUAUGUUUUUCUUUCUCUAAAUAUGUAAUUUUUUUUUGUUUGGACAGAUAUGAGCUGAAAGUCAAAAUUCAGGAUGAGAGGAACGUUGAGCUAUAUCCUGUGGACAACGAAGCUACCCAUAUACUCAACAUCAAAAGAGGCAUCGUCUCUGCUCUCCUUGUGCCAACAGAGGCAGAAGACAAUAUCCAAACAUUGCCCAUGGAUACGGUCUAUGGAGAAUGUGACAGCAACAUUGAAGUAAAAAAUAGAAAAAGCAAUGCUCCUAAUUUAGUAGACAUUGAAAUAACAAGAAAUCUGAAAUCUUGUGAGAACUUCAACCCUAUCAGAGGUUAUGUCAGCCCAAUUGCUUUCAUUAAAGGCUUGGUAAGUACACGGAGCAUGAGGGAAAAUAUGCACUAUUUGUGUUAUAUGACUGGGAUAUACCACAUUUUCCAUAAUCACUAUCAUUACGAAAUUAAGCUAUCAUUUUUAUCAAUGUAAUUUGAUGAAAUAUCUUUUCUCGGAGAUCAAGUAAGAUUUUUUUUUUUUAAUGAGCAAACCAAGUAUUAAAAUUAAAAAAGUGAAAUGCAAGUUUCCAGCAGGAGUCGUGAUCCAAGAUUCUCACUUUGUUUUGUUCUUGGGACUGGCCUUUCUAAACCUAUGAAGUGGUUCACAACAUGCAGAAGAUCUCAAAUUAAAUUGGGGCAUUCUGCCUAAAAAGUAAAUCCUUUCGCUCCUUUUUUUAUUUCCUCUGGGAGGGGCCAUUCAUCGUCCACCUUUGACCUUACUCCCAAGUCGACC